Molecule: messenger RNA, 2046 nt
Organism: Durio zibethinus
Lineage: Eukaryota; Viridiplantae; Streptophyta; Magnoliopsida; Malvales; Malvaceae
Product: bifunctional 3-dehydroquinate dehydratase/shikimate dehydrogenase, chloroplastic-like
Biological process (GO): chorismate biosynthetic process; shikimate metabolic process
Molecular function (GO): 3-dehydroquinate dehydratase activity; shikimate 3-dehydrogenase (NADP+) activity
Source: RefSeq, a predicted model, not a curated record
UUUUUAAAAACCAAAACCCAUACAAAUAGAAGAAAAGCUACACCUAACUACUCACCACUCUACCAACCCCAACUCCAAAAAUAAAACAGUGAAAGUCGCUUUACCUUCAUUGCUUUCUUCUCCUUUCUCACCUCAAAGUCUCAACGCCAUGACUUUCGAAAGCUUUCCGUUGCCGAUCACAGAUUUUCAAAUUGGUGAUGGAGCUCAAAGGAAUUCAACAUUAAUUUGUGUGCCAAUAAUGGCAGAAUCAGUUGAUCGGAUGCUGGUUGAGAUGCAAAAGGCAAAGGAAGUUGGUGGUGAUCUUGUUGAGAUUCGGGUGGAUUUCUUGAAGAACUUUGUUCCAAGACAAGAUCUUGAUAUCCUGAUCAAACAAGCUCCAUUGCCAACUCUUGUCACCUUUAGACCAAGAUGGGAAGGUGGCCAAUAUGAUGGUGAUGAAAGCAAGCGGCAAGAAGCACUACAUCUAGCCCUGGAAUUGGGAGCAGAUUACAUUGAUAUUGAACUGAAGGUUGCUUGUGACUUCUUUAAUUCACUUCCAGGGGAUAGGCCUGAAAAUGUCAAAAUUAUAGUUUCUUCACACAACUACGAAAGUACUCCAUCUGUUGAGGAAUUAGGUGACCUAGUUGCAAGAAUACAGGCUACCGGUGCUGACAUAGUGAAGAUAGCUACAACUGCUUUAGACAUCAAAGACAAUGCUCGAAUAUUUCAAGUACUUGUUCACUCUCAAGUCCCAAUGAUUGGACUUGUCAUGGGAGAGAGGGGUUUGAUGUCAAGGAUCCUUGCUGCAAAAUUUGGAGGAUUUCUCACUUUUGGUUCACUUGACGCAGGAGUAGUAUCAGCCCCUGGGCAACCAACUGUGAAGGAAUUGUUGGAUUUAUACAAUAUGAGGCAUAUAGGACCUGAUACCAAAGUAUAUGGUGUCAUUGGAAAUCCCAUCAGUCACAGCAAAAGUCCUCACCUCUACAAUGCAGCAUUCAGAUCCACUAGUUUUAAUGGAAUAUAUCUACCUUUGUUGGUUGACAAUGUCUCAAAUUUUAUCACUGCUUAUUCAUCCCCUGACUUUGCUGGAUACAGUUUUACUAUUCCUCACAAGGAGGCUGGACUUAAAUGUUGUGAUGAGGUUGAUCCCAUUGCCAAGCAAAUAGGAGCAAUUAGUUGCAUGAUCAGAAGACCAACUGAUGGAAAAUUGAUUGGCUACAAUAUUGACUACCUUGGAGCUAUUGCAGCUAUUGAAGAGGGACUAAGAGCAUCAAAUGGCACAACACCUGCAUCUGGUUCGCCAUUGGCCGGUAAAAUAUUUGUUGUAAUUGGAGCUGGUGGUGCUGGAAAGGCACUCGCUUAUGGAGGAUAUGAAAAAGGCGCUAGAGUAGUGGUUGCCAAUCGCACGUAUGACAAAGCUGAAGAACUUGCUGGCAAAGUUGGAGGACAAGCCCUUUCCCUUGCUGCGUUGAAUGAUUUCCAUCCAGAAGAAGGGAUGAUCCUCGUUAAUACUACAUCUGUUGGAAUGAAACCAAGAAUCGAUAAGACACCAGUAUCCAAGGAAGCUUUGAAACACUACUCAUUGGUCUUUGAUGCCAUCUACACACCAAAGUUAACCAGACUCCUGAGAGAAGCACAGGAGUCUGGAGCCACUAUCGUAUAUGGCACAGAGAUGUUCAUCAAUCAAGCAUUUGUACAGUUCAAGAUGUUCACUGGUUUGCCAGCACCAAAGCAACUCAUUAGGGAUGUGUUGGCAAGAAAUACAUAAGAAGGAAUUUGCUUAUUCAAACUCUUGUUGCAACUGAACUUUUUCAGUUGCAACAAAUUUUCUUGUUCUUUUAUUAUAGCUAUUAACAUGUUGUAUUGUUAAAAUGUACUAGAAGAUGGAUCAUUACCUUAGGAAAGGGUUCAUGUAAUGAAGCUCAAGCCCUGAUUCUUGGUCUAGGUUUUUUUUUUUUUUUUUUAAAUUUUAGUUUGGUCAUUAAUUUACAGGAUAAAAUCAAAAUAUUUCCCUAUUUAAUGAGUUUUCAUUUUGUGAAUCACAAUGGUGGCUGCGUAAGAUCUUCA